Messenger RNA from Gaeumannomyces tritici R3-111a-1, 4312 nucleotides. RefSeq lists its product as hypothetical. The transcript has a single exon. Bases 1330 to 3528 code for a protein of 732 amino acids. NCBI's taxonomy places the organism in Eukaryota, Fungi, Ascomycota, Sordariomycetes, Magnaporthales, Magnaporthaceae. The record is from RefSeq and is a predicted model, not a curated record.
GAUACCACUGUGCAUUCAAAAGUCCUUUUUUUUUUAGCGUCGGACUCUAUCCAUCCGUCUCACACACACCAUCGCGACCACCAAGAAAACAUCCAAAACUGAACCGAUCGCUCGAUCCAUCACUGAAGCUAGGUCCGCCAGCACCGCCACCGCUCUUGGGCCAGCCACGGGUCACGACCAGCUCUUGACGCACUGCCAGGUACGUCGCCCACUGCCAUGUUGCGGAUCCCAUCCUUGUCGCUUUCCCCUUCGCCGCUUCGCUCGCCUGCACAUGCAAAUCCCCACCCUUAGCCGCGAGUCUUCUUCGGUGGUUCUAUUCUGCCUGGGAUCUGCGGAAACGUGCCGCGUGCCGGGUGUUUCUGUCGCUGGUCAGUCGCUGUGGGUUUGACGGCAACGAACGGAUCUUCUAGGCCGCGAAAGCAGCAUUGGGAUCGAAGACAAAAAAAAGCUACGUUUUGGGAUCUGGCCUUGUCAGGGGGCACGGGGCCCCCUAAAAUGGCCCCUUCCCCUCUGGCCGGCCCCUGUGCACCCUUGUGGCUUGGCCCAGCUGCUCUGCGUCCGCAGCAGAAAUAGCUGCAGUGUCCCUAGCUGCAGCUAACAGUCAGUCUCGAAGCUAACGACGCUCAGCCGGUCAGCCCAGUGCAUCACACGUCCACGAACCCAUAUCAUCAGCCCACCGGCUCGUCCUGCGAGGCCUCACCGCCGCUGUCGCUGUAUUUCCACUCCUCCACGACCUGGCUUGCACUCUCUUCCCCGGGUCCGCCUGCACUAGUGGUUUCGUUAUCUUGGGGCAUUGCACCAUAUUCCUUGCGGGCGAGUGUGUUUUUUGCCCGUUCCUGGCUCGCCUUUCACCGCCACCCGAUCCGAGAUUCACAAGCAAACUCGAGUGUUUCGACGAAACCGCUGCCGAGACUGACGACGAUCCGAUCCGGCCCUUUCCUUGGCUUGGCUCUUGGAUUGGUUUCCCUCCGCGUCUGGGCCCAUCAUUGCAUUGCAUAUGCCCUGAGUAGCGUUUAUACUCGUCUCCGACGUCUUCUGUUCUGUUAUUACCCACGGACGCCCAACCUCGUUUUCUCGGCUCGACGACGGAUCGGCCUCCGCUCCCAGCCUCGCCGUCGGUGCCGCGCCCACUCCUUUCCCCAACAUUCCGCCUAGCAUCUUUCUAUAUUAUCGGCAUCGACGACCACGCCGACGACCACAGCAGUGUCUCUCCACGUCAAAAUUGCAGCUCAUCCCUGUCUCUAACCGCAAGGCUACGCCAAGCCGUUCUCGAACCGUUGAAAUUUUUCUGUUGCAGCAUGCUCGACAUCGCAUAGCCGAAGAACGAGGAUGUUUCUCCACUCGGGAGCCAGUCUCCACGGCCAUGAAUACUCGAACCGUCCAGCUCCAGGCGCGGGUCCGGCGCUCAACAGGCGCUCGCCGCUACUCCGGUCCCCUUUCUCGGCACCAUUGGCCCGCAGCAACACGGCCCCUCCGUCUGCCCUCCAGUCCCGGUACGCGCCACCACAGCCCGGCCGACCGGCCCAGACCCCCCAGCCCCAGCAGCAACCGCUCCAGUCAUGCCUGCCCCAAAAGCAGUCCUCUCGCCUCCGCUGGUCAACAGCCGAAGAACCCGUCGUUCGCUUCCAGGAACAGCCUGAACUUGUCGAUGGAAUGGCAGAGAAGCAUGACUCGGUCCUUGGUCCCCCAUCACCCGCAAUCAUUAGCGAAGACGAGGGUUCAUGCUCCGAGGCCAGCGAGGUUGGUAUUGGCAGCGCCAACAGCGGCGGUAGGAGUCGGAGGCGGCGCAAGCCAAGGUUACCUCGCAAGAGCAGCCUCUUCUUCCUCGCGAGGCCUGCGCCCAAGCUGGUCAAGAAGCGCCUCAUGAAGCAGCUGGUCAGGCCCAAACUGCUCCUUCAGCUCCAUCAUCUAUCUGUCGACAAGCGUCCAACUCCACUUUUGGAUAUUUUCCCUGCCUCCACCAUUGCCGGCCCGGCCCUCGGCGGCCGCUUCGCGAAGCGUUUCCCGCGCGUCUUUGGCGUGACGGGUGAUAGGAGCGAACUGGGCUCCCAAGAUGUCAUCCUUCUGCGAAGCGAAGAGUACUGCACAGCGGACGACUGCGAGUUGGGACCGGUGCACGACGACGACGAUGAGGAGAACCUAAACUGCAGGGAACUUGUGGCCGUACUCAGCCCUCUAAGGUGGGAAGACCGCACCGAGAUUGUCUUGGAUGAUGGAAACGUUUGGGUCGGCGAAUCGCUGGCCAACGGUUCCUUCGAGUUCACCCACACUGACGCGCACGGCGCCAACACAACCGCGCGCUGGGUGAGAAGAAGCCCGGCCAAAGCCACGACCCCUAGCUUGCCGCUUGCGAAUAUCCAGCCUUGCCCCGACAACAGCAGCCCAUGGGCAACGAGUGUGGAUGAGUACAAAUACACGUUCAGCAUAAUCGACCCGCUGUCACGCCGCCAUCCGAUCAUGGCUACACUUACUCCGAACACCCUGGACGUUCUCGAGAACUACACCACUGUUUCCUCUUCUUACGGGAAGUACCCACCGUCAAGGCCCUUCGGUCACGGCCACGGCCACGGCGCGUCUUCGGACGAGGAGGAAGAUGACGAGGAGGGCGGCGCCCCGCUGCCAAAGCCGGAGCGCCAAAGCAAGCCCGUUGACGCUGCCACGCGCAAUAUCAUUUCCAUAACGGCCGUUUGGGUGACACUCCGCCUGGGCGGUAUUAUGCCGGCGUCUACCGAGCGCACCAUGUCCCUCCGCUCCGGCGGCGCUUCCCGUGCCCGCAAUGGUAGCAUGAAUGGAGGCCCCAAGCCCCCGACUAGCCGGAGUGGCACUCCCUCGGCAGCCGCCGGGAGGGAGGACACGGCCACUCCAGGGCCACAAACCCCGGCUGUGGGCGGUGGCGCUUCUCUUCUUCCUCGUAGGGCGACCAGCACAGGCGCGGCUUUCGUGCAACGGCGAAUGCAGAUGUCGGACGCAAGUGACUCGGAGAGGGCGGUCGCCGGAGCACCGUCCUCGGGACUCAGGAGCAAGGGUCGACGCGUGCUCAGCGGAGACUGGAACGUAUCCUCCUGGAAACGCAGCUCGACCCCGCAGCCCACGACGUCGACGGCAGCCCAGAUCGUCGGCAUGUCCCCCGUGCCGCCAAGGGAGCCCCAGUCACCGCGGAAAGACCACUCAUCCACGUGGCCGCACUCCUCUGGUGGCGUCUCCCUGCUCGGUAGCAGGCCUGGUUCGGCGCAGCCCGCGUCGGAUCUCGUCGCCACUCAAGCUCGAUCCGACAGGCGCGCCCAGCCGACCCUCUAUGGGGCGCCACCUACUGCAGCACUCGAAGCUGCCGGGCUCGUCGGGCUGCGCAACCACGCGACCUCGACGCCUGGACCGGUCGAUCCGAACAGCCCUGCGGGUGCGCUUGCCGCUCUGGAGGGUGGUGUCGACGCCUCGGCAGUAGCUGGUGGUCCGGGCGUGGACAACGCCGCGCGGCCCGAGAAGGGAUGGAAGCGGCUCAGUGGGUGGCUUCGCCGCUUCGGGCGAUAGGCCUGCUCCUGCGCGGCACACCCCGCUUAGACAACGAUCCUUUCACUAAGAUCUAUGGGUGCUUUGCUUUCUUGUUCCACCUUGUGCCAUGGAUGGCAGCAACAGUCUUGUUCGGAUCACAUAUUUGUCUGCUCACUUCCCCUUUCGGCGUUUGUUUUACUCAUCAAGAUCACGAUACCCUUCGCAGUAUGUACUAUUUUCCCCAUACUCAUCUUUAGUAUCAGCAUUAGGCGUUUUCAGGCGCACGGAUUUGUUCGACUUGUUCCAUAAUCGACUCCAACCAAACCCCAUUGUGCGGAUUUGCAUAUUCAUUCAUCCUGUCGAUGCUACCUGGACUCACAGUCAAAUGCGUUUUCGCUUGCUAGUUUCGGUGCCUCUACCGUACGCCAGCCCCAUCACCUGGGUCGUAUUGUAUGACGCACCAAUACAGAUGCUAUCCGCCCCUCACACGGGCUCCAUGCGGUGCACUGGGAAAGAAUUUAUGCUGUUACACAUUCACUUGAGCACCAGACUGUUGUGCCCCCAACCCCAUGCCGCGUGUUGACGAUGCGCUAUUUGUGACGGACAUGAUGCAGGCAGCCACCCUGCGUGUUGCAUUCGAUCGUGCGGGAUGUGAUUACAGAGGCGACUGCUUUGUGGGGUGUGUUCCAAGCAAAGCAGCAUGUGUGUUCCGUAUCUCGGUCCAGCCAUCCCAUCCCGUAUACAGUCCUCUUUCGAAAGCCAACAGUCAGUCGUCGUCGAGUCUACCAUGCAAGCUGGUGGCCUAGUUCGGGAUGCAAAAUGC